AUGCAGUCAAUCAUCACACGGGCAGGGAAGCAGGGUCCUCCCCUCAUUAUGCAGUCACCGCAUCGGGGUGCUUCUCAAGGGAACCAGCUCCUGCGCAUACGCCCGGCGAGGCGAGGAGAUCCUCCGCAUUGGGAUGCAAGGCGAACCGAAGGUCCACUCCUCGUCAGGGGGUAUAAAAGGGGGGAGGAAUCGACACUGGGCAUCCAACAGGGUUCCCUCAAUCGGUUGAUCAGUGCAGUUGCUCUCAGUUGCAAGGCACUUACUCCAGUCAUGAAGGCUUUCCUGGUCCUGUGUGCAUUGGUGGGCAUCAGUCUGGGAGACGUGGGGUACCCAUACGUCCCGUACGUACCCUACCUCCAGAAUGUGUACCACACCCAGCCCGCGUAUCAUUACCUUCGCUCCCCAAACUUCGCCUACAAGGUGGACUCGUACGCCUUCGACCACGGCUACUACAGACACGCACCGGUUACCUACAAUCCCUACGUCUACCAUGGGGCCUACGUCCAGGCUGCACCUGCCUACGCUUCCUCUCAAUACCGAUCAGAGGGUCCAUUCGGAGAAGGAGCCUUCGGCUACACGACCCACGACCAAACCCACAAUGCCGUCCGAGAUGCUUACGGUCGAGUUUCCGGGUCAUACUCGUACUUGAGCCCAGAGGGCAAACCCCUCGUGUUCGACUACAAGGCAGACGAACACGGAUUCCGAGUGAGCUCGAACGCCCUGCCCAAGGCACCGGAGGUCCCCGACGCACCCGCCCUCGAACAACCCAAGCAAGUGGACUACACCGACGAAGUGAAGGCAGCCCGAGAGGCCCACUUCAAGGCAGUGGAAGAGGCCAAGGCCAAGACUGGCCACCGGAGGAAGCGAAGCGUCGGAUACGUCUCCUACGCCGCACCCUACGUGACUCCCUAUGCCUACCCAGCCGUCCCCCGAGCAUACUAUGCCUUCCCGUACACCUUCCCCCAUUACUCUCCGCUCGUGGUCAGAUCCUACGUCGCCAAAAAGGAGGAGGAGGAGCCGGCAAAGGUGGAGAAAGACGACGACAAGGACAAAAGCAAUGACGACGAUAACAGCAAACCUGAAGAGUCCAAGGAGGAGAAUGAUGGCUACCCCGCAAACACCUACCCCCUGCGCACCUACAAGGUGACCACCAUCAAGCACAAGCCACUGUUGUACAGGGCUUAUACCCCUCAUGUCGUGACCUAUGGCUACCACUGAAUGAUGCAACGGAAAAGGACUGCACAUGCUGCACGGAGAGAAACUCAACUGUGAUCAGGAUUCCCGUAAUUUGGAUGAUAACCGACCAAAUUGCAACAGAGUUAAACUCGCUACAUGAAUGCAGAUAUGCAAAAAAUUUUCUUCUAGGCAAAAGACAUGUGAUGGAUCUCUGGUCCAUGAUCCUCUCAAGAAGGCAAUGGGUUUCUCCUGGUUUUGUUCGUUUCUCUCGCUUUCAUUCUCGCUUUCUUGUGUUCCUCGUCCCUUGUCUGUGCCGUCCCGUCUGCGUUCUUGUUUCCCUUUAUAGAGCAAUUAUCCUCGUUCGUUCAUUCCAAUGUGUACUUGAGCAUUAACCUGAAUUCACCGAGGAGUCAGACAAUAAAGACGAAGGUGAUUCAAAA
This is a messenger RNA of Darwinula stevensoni, 1616 nucleotides long. The record is from the annotation of a GenBank genome assembly. NCBI's taxonomy places the organism in Eukaryota, Metazoa, Arthropoda, Ostracoda, Podocopida, Darwinulidae.